Molecule: messenger RNA, 1394 nt
Organism: Cuscuta epithymum
Lineage: Eukaryota; Viridiplantae; Streptophyta; Magnoliopsida; Solanales; Convolvulaceae
Source: the annotation of a GenBank genome assembly
CAAAAUGCGGUUAACCAACCGUGCCCACCCCUACUUGCAGGCUUGCAGCAGUUUUACUUCCCGGGCGGGCGCUCUUGAACUAGCAGAGCAAAGCUUUCAAAGAGUUCUUCGCAGAGAAAAGAAUUUUGUUUACAUAGCUGCUUGCCAAUAUCAAUGGUGCUUCAAAUAGACCCAGACAAAAGAUUAUCAUUCAAUCGCCCCAUCAAAGAUGGAGAUUUGGUUAUUGUGUACGAACGGCACGACGUGAUGAAAGCUGUGAAGGUUUCUCAGAAUGGGGUGCUCCAGAAUCGAUUCGGGGUGUUCAAGCAUUCGGAUUGGGUCGGGAAACAUUUCGGGUCGAAAGUUUUCAGCUCAAAAAGCGGAUUCGUAUACCUAUUGGCCCCAACGCCGGAACUAUGGACGCUUGUUCUGAGUCACAGAACUCAGAUUCUAUAUAUUGCUGAUAUAAGUUUCGUGGUUAUGUAUUUGGAGGCAGUUCCGGGUUGCUUGGUACUUGAAUCCGGUACAGGAAGCGGGUCUUUGACCACAUCUCUUGCUCGGGCUGUUGCUCCUACAGGGCACGUUUACACAUUUGAUUUCCAUGAACAGAGGGCUGCAUCUGCUAGAGAGGAUUUCGAGAAGACGGGUUUAAAGAGUUUGGUGACAGUAGGGGUAAGAGACAUACAAGGUGAGGGGUUUCCUGAGGAAUUUUGCAAAAGGGCAGAUUCGGUGUUUCUUGAUCUCCCUCAACCUUGGCUUGCCAUAACUUCAGUUGGAAAAAUGUUGAAAGAAGAUGGUGUCUUGUGCUCCUUCUCACCUUGCAUUGAGCAAGUCCAGCGCUCUUGUGAAGCACUCAGAUCUUGUUUCACUGAUAUAAGAACCUUUGAAGUACUCCUCCGCGCUUAUGAAGUUAGGCAAAGAAUGCAGGAGAGGUGCCCAAGUGAGAAUGGCGAUACAGUUGAUCAUCAUCCAUGCAAGAGGAGAAUGGCAUCUAACGUUGAUGACAACAAAUGUUCUGCUUCCUCUCCUGCUGUCACGGUGAUGCCUUGUGGCGAGGCAAGAGGUCACACGGGCUACUUGACAUUUGCCAGACUUAAAUGUGUGGCAUAAAUGGGGUUCCAAGAUUGGAAGGAGGCCUCGACCAGCAGAGACACUACAGUCCAUGUAAAAGGCCCAGACGCACUCUGGUUGGUUCAUGUUGUACUGUUGUAGUUUGACAGUUUUGUAGACAACAGUAGCCUACUAAAUAUUGGGUUUCUUCAUUGACCAACACUUGUGAACCAAAAACUCCGCCAUGAUAAUUUUAAGGUUAAAGUGAAAACAUUAGAACUUACAGUUGGGUUAUUAUAUCCCACCCAUAAUUUAAGGGCCUUAAUAUGUCCUUUUUCGACGCAAUGGAAGUGGUACUUUAAAGA